Prosopis cineraria is the source of this 456-nucleotide messenger RNA. RefSeq names its product agamous-like MADS-box protein AGL15. Gene Ontology annotation, molecular function: RNA polymerase II cis-regulatory region sequence-specific DNA binding; protein dimerization activity; DNA-binding transcription factor activity, RNA polymerase II-specific. Gene Ontology annotation, biological process: positive regulation of transcription by RNA polymerase II. Gene Ontology annotation, cellular component: nucleus. The record is from RefSeq and is a predicted model, not a curated record. Lineage: Eukaryota; Viridiplantae; Streptophyta; Magnoliopsida; Fabales; Fabaceae.
AUGGGUCGAGGGAAGAUUGAAAUCAAAAGGAUCGAGAAUGCCAACAGCCGGCAAGUCACAUUCUCCAAGAGGCGUAAUGGAUUGCUUAAGGCUCAUGAACUUGCUAUUCUCUGUGACGCCGAGGUUGCUGUGAUCAUUUUCAAUACAGGGAAGCUUUUCGAGUUUUCGAGUUCUGGUAUGAUGAGAACACUUUCAAGAUACAACAAAUGCUUUAACCCUUCAGAAGCUGCUGUGAUGGAAUGUAAGACAGAGAAGGAAGAUCCUAAGACAGUGCAGACUCUGAAAGAUGAAAUUUUAAAGCUAGAAAAAAAGCAGUUACGCUUGUUAGGUAAGGUGACAGGGUUGAAUUUGAAGGAAUUGCACCAGCUAGAGCAGCAACUGAAUGAAGCAUUAUUUUCUGUCAAGGAGAAGAAGGAGGAAUUGCUUAUGGAGCAACUGGAGCAGUCGAGAGUACAG